Messenger RNA from Nothoprocta perdicaria, 2676 nucleotides. RefSeq names its product germ cell-less, spermatogenesis associated 1 (gene GMCL1). The record is from RefSeq and is a predicted model, not a curated record. The coding region runs from base 1 to 1524 and encodes 507 amino acids. Gene Ontology annotation, biological process: germ cell development. Lineage: Eukaryota; Metazoa; Chordata; Aves; Tinamiformes; Tinamidae. Gene Ontology annotation, molecular function: protein binding. The transcript is spliced from 14 exons.
AUGGGCUCGCUGAGCAGCCGCGUGCUGAGGCGGCGAGGGGGCGGCUCCCCGCGGGGCAACGGGGCGGCCGGGGACGGCGGCGGUGGAGGCGGGGAGGGCCGGGGCGGCAAGAGGAAGCGCGGCGGCGGCGAGGGGCCCGGUGACAGCGACAGCGACGGCGAGGCCGAGCGCGAGGAGCGGCUGCUCAACACGCCCCGCAGGAAGAAGCUCAAGAGCACCUCCAAGUACAUCUACCAGACCCUCUUCCUCAACGGCGAGAACAGCGACGUGCGCAUCUGCGCCCUGGGCGAGGAGUGGAACCUGCACAAGAUCUACCUGUGCCAGUCAGGCUACUUUUCCAGUAUGUUCAGUGGUUCUUGGAAAGAAUCCAGCAUGAACGUCAUUGAGUUGGAGAUUCCUGACCAGAAUAUUGAUAUAGAAGCUCUACAGGUGGCUUUUGGCUCCCUGUACAGAGAUGAUGUGCUAAUAAAACCCAGUCGAGUAGUUGCACUUCUAGCAGCAGCCUGCAUGCUACAGCUUGAUGGCUUAAUUCAGCAAUGCGGUGAAACAAUGAAGGAAACCAUUAAUGCAAAAACUGUGUGUGGUUAUUACAAUUCAGCGGGGACAUAUGGGUUAGAUUCUGUGAAGAAAAAGUGCCUUGAGUGGCUUUUGAAUAACCUAAUGACCCAUCAGAGUGUUGAACUCUUCAAAGAACUCAGCAUAAACCUCAUGAAGCAACUGAUCAGCUCCUCUAACCUGUUUGUAAUGCAAGUGGAAAUGGAUGUGUACACUGCUCUUAAGAAGUGGAUGUUCCUUCAGCUCGUGCCUUCUUGGAAUGGAUCUCUGAAACAACUUUUAACAGAAGCUGAUGCCUGGUUUGCCAGGCGUAGAAAAGAUUUUCAGGGUGACAUUGCAUUUCUGGAAUCAGAACAAGGGUGUGCAUUCCUGCCAGUAUUCAAACACUUGAGAUUGCAGUACAUCAUCAGUGACUUGGCAUCGGCCAGAAUUAUUGAGAGAGAUUAUCUGAUACCCUCAGAAUGGCUGUCUUCUGUUUACAAACAGCAGUGGUUUGCCAUGCUCAGAGCAGAACAAGACAAUGAUAUUGGGCCUCAAGAAAUAAAUAAAGAAGAACUGGAAGGAAACAGCAUGAGGUGUGGUAGAAAACUUGCAAAGGAUGGUGAUUACUGCUGGCGAUGGACUGGAUUCAACUUCGGCUUCGACCUCCUUGUUACUUACACAAAUCGUUAUAUCAUUUUCAAGCGAAACACGCUGAAUCAGCCGUGCAGCGGAUCAGUCAGUCUGCAGCCUCGCAGAAACAUAGCCUUCAGGUUACGUCUGGCCUCUUUUGAUAGCAGUGGGAAAAUCAUUUGCAGCAGAACAACAGGAUAUCAGAUCCUAACCCUUGAGAAGGACCAGGAGCAAGUGGUCAUGAAUUUGGACAGCAGACUUCUCAUCUUCCCACUCUAUAUCUGCUGUAACUUCUUGUACACGUCGCCAGAGAAGAAAACGGAGAGUGAGGCACUGCUAGAGAAUUCAGAAAGCUGAGACCUCCUCGGUGGAAUAUAGUAGCACUUCUCUAACUUUCUAUGCCCUGCUUUAAAUUAAAUGCCCUGCUGACGCACAGAGCUAUGACAAGGGAAAAAGAAAAGGCCUUACACUGUAGCAAAUAUAUAUGGCUGUUCUGCAGCCUCAGUAUACUCCUAUGCAUACCUGAAAUGAUAUAGGCCAAAACUAGUUAUCUCCUAUUUGUUCUUUUAUUUUUUUAAUCUUUCUGUCUUGCAUUUUCAGACAGUAGCCAUUCCAUGUUUUAUUUCUGUUUCUCUGGGCAAAAUCUGAGCCAAAUUGGAAAUAAUGAAUUUGUGUGAAUGGCAUUACUAGCUUACCUUGUAAAAUCUCAAGCACACAUGGUAGCCUCUGUGUGUGUGUUUAGUGGUUUAGGUUCGGUUGGUUUGGGUUGUUUUGGUUUUAAUAACUGAUCUGUAAAUACCAGAAACAUCAUCUGCUUAAUUGUGUCCUUUUUCAUCAGGGCCAGAUACAUCUGUGUAAAUAUUGCCUGUCAACUUUUGUUAGUCAUUUAAGUGUUUGUACAGAUUUUCGGAGUUGCUUGGUUUUAAGCCUUUAUUACAUCUCAUUAGAUAUAUCUUUCCUUAUUGCUCUUAGGCCUUUUAUUUUUAAUGUUAUGUGGAAAAAAACUUUCCUUUUUUUUUUUUUUCUUAGCAAAUGAAUUUUCAGUUGAGGAUAUUCAGAAGUGAUUUUUUUCCAAGUACUGAGAAUUCUCUAAUGGACUAACUGUUAUUUAAGUCUAUUAUACAGCAGCAGCUCACCAAGGAUUCUACUGAAUCCUUAAUGUACUCAUGUAAACCAAAUACCAUUUUUUUAAACUCUUUUCAUUUUUGGUGGCUUCUUUUAAAUGUUACAUUGGGAAUCUAUCCUGCUUUAGCUCAGGAAUCUGUGACCUUUGAGUGCCUUUCRAGUCGUAUGUGUUAACACAAACUUCACAUCAGUUAAGCGAGGUCACAGGCUCCACCAUGAGAGCUGGGAACAAGGGAUUCAUUCUGAGUUGGUUUAAUGAACCAGUCAAGAGUAAGAGGUACAUUGUAUUAGUUUUUUUGUAUGUAUUGGUUGGUUUUUAUGUUUCUCUACUGCUAUUUUGAAUUCUUACAUGAGGAUUUUUGGAUUCAAAGUGAGAAUUUUGCC